AGGUGAGCCUCAGCUUAUGCUGCAGGUGGUGUGAACCCACAGCCCCUUAAGUGACCCCAAGGAGCAUCGGCGCACAGGAGGAUGGCCCAGGUCCUGCACGUGCCGGCCCCCUUCCCAGGGACCCCUGGUCCAGCUUCCCCUCCCGCCUUCCCUGCCAAGGACCCCGACCCGCCCUACUCGGUGGAGACGCCCUAUGGCUACCGCCUGGACCUGGACUUCCUCAAGUACGUGGACGACAUCGAGAAGGGCCACACUCUGCGGCGGGUGGCCGUGCAGCGCCGCCCCCGCCUCGGCUCUCUGCCCCGCGGCCCCGGGUCCUGGUGGACGUCCACUGAGUCACUGUGCUCCAAUGCCAGUGGGGACAGCCGCCACUCGGCCUACUCCUACUGCGGCCGCGGCUUCUACCCGCAGUACGGCGCCCUGGACAGCCGCUCGGGCAUCAACCCACGGGUGGAACGCACGCUGCUGGACGCGCGCCGCCGCCUCGAGGACCAGGCUGCCGGGCCUCCGGGCCUGGGCUCGCUGACCCCCAGCGCGGCCGGCUCCACCAGCUCGCUGGUGGGCGUGGGGCUGCCGCCCCCGACGCCGCGGGGCUCGGGACUGUCCACGCCCGUGGCGCCCAGCGCCGGGCACCUGGCGCACGUACGCGAGCAGAUGGCGGGCGCCUUGCGGAAGCUGCGGCAGCUGGAGGAGCAGGUGAAGCUGAUCCCCGUGCUCCAGGUGAAGCUGUCGGUGCUCCAGGAGGAGAAGAGGCAGCUCACAGUGCAGCUCAAGAGCCAGAAGUUCCUGGGCCACCCCACCGGGCCCCGGGGCCGCAGCGAGCUCUGCCUGGACCUCCCCGAACCCCUCGAGGACCCAGCGGCACUCGAGACCCGGAGUGUGGGCACCUGGGUCCGCGAGCGGGACUUGGGCAUGCCCGACGGGGAGGCGGCCCUGGCUGCCAAGGUCGCAGUGCUGGAGACGCAGCUCAAGAAAGCCCUGCAGGAGCUGCAGGCAGCUCAGGCCCGGCAGGCGCCCGACAGCCCCGUGCGUGCAGACACCGUGCGGGUGGUGGAGGGCCCGCGGGAGGUGGAGGUGGCGGCCAGCACAGCCACGGGGGCCCCUGCACAGCGGGCCCACAGUCUGGAGCCCUACGGGGCAGGACUGCGGGCCCUGGCGACUUCCAAUGGGGCCGAGAACCCUGCGGUGUUCCGCAGCCACGAGGUGAUGGAGGCGAUGUUCCCCACACCAGCGCCUGCACCGUGCCCAGGCAAUGUGCACAUGGUGAAAAAAAUCAGCAUCACCGAGCGCAGCAGCGAGGGGCCUGCAGGUCGCAAACAGGGACCCAGAGAGUCGCCCUCGUCACCCCCAGCUUCCGCAGAGGUCUCCCUGGCUCAGCCCAAGAGCAGAGGUGGGGUGCCCACCUGUGAUACCACCAACAGUGAAUCCACCAGGCUAGCCAUGCCCCGUGAGCUGGGAGAGGCCAGGGGUGCAGGUCCCCCUCCCCCAGGCGGGCCCCAGAUGAGUGUGCGAUCCGUCAUGAAGUGGAAGGAGGAGCCCCAAGACCACCCAGCAGACCACCAGAAGAGCCUGCAGUUUGUGGGAGUCAAUGGCGGGUACGAGUCCUCCUCCGAGGACUCCAGCACAGCGGAGAACUUCUCUGACAACGAGAGCAUGAAAAGUGAGGCUCCAGAGCCAGAGGAGAGGGUUCCCAGCGUGGCUGAAGCCGCCCAGCUCAGGCCAGCAGGGACAGCAGCGGCUAAAACCAGCAGUCAGGAGUCCCAUCUGUCUCAGGAGUCUCAGCGCGUGCCCACGGCUGAGGGGGCGUCUGCGUCAAACGUGGAAGAGGAGACCCGGAUGGAGCUAAGCCCGGAGCUCAUCUCCGCCUGCCUGGCCCUGGAGAAACACCUAGAGAACCCCAAAGCCCUCACUGAGAGGGAGCUGAAAGUGGCCUACACCACAGUGCUGCAGGAGUGGCUGCGCCUGGCCUGCCGCAGCGACGCCCAGCCCGAGCUUGUGCGACGGCACCUGGUCACCUUCCGGGCCAUGUCAGCGCGGCUGCUGGACUACGUGGUCAACAUUGCCGACAGCAACGGCAACACCGCGCUGCACUACUCCGUGUCGCACGCCAACUUCCCUGUGGUGCGACAGCUGCUGGACAGUGGUGUCUGCCAGGUGGACAAGCAGAAUCGGGCCGGCUACAGUCCCAUCAUGCUCACCGCCCUGGCCACUCUGAAGAGCCAAGAUGACAUAGAGACCGUCCUGCAGCUCUUCCGGCUCGGUGACGUCAAUGCCAAGGCCAGCCAGGCUGGGCAGACAGCCCUGAUGCUGGCAGUUAGCCACGGCCGACUGGACGUGGUCAAAGCCCUGCUGGCCUGCAAGGCGGACGUCAACGUGCAAGACGACGAUGGCUCCACAGCCCUGAUGUGCGCCUGCGAGCACGGCCACAAGGAGAUCACCAGGCUGCUGCUGGCCGUGCCCAGCUGCAACAUCUCCCUCACUGACCGCGACGGGAGCACGGCCCUCAUGGUGGCCCUGGAUGCAGGGCGGAGCGAGAUCGCGUCCAUGCUGUACUCACGCAUGAAUAUCCAGUGCUCGUUCGCCCCAAUGUCGGAUGAGGAGAGUCCCGCGUCUUCCUCGGCAGAAGAGUAG
This is a messenger RNA of Elephantulus edwardii (Cape elephant shrew), 2631 nucleotides long. It is a transcript of the gene KANK2, whose product is annotated as KN motif and ankyrin repeat domains 2. The record is from RefSeq and is a predicted model, not a curated record. Bases 82 to 2631 code for a protein of 849 amino acids. NCBI's taxonomy places the organism in Eukaryota, Metazoa, Chordata, Mammalia, Macroscelidea, Macroscelididae. Gene Ontology annotation, molecular function: protein binding. Gene Ontology annotation, biological process: negative regulation of cell population proliferation; negative regulation of actin filament polymerization; negative regulation of G1/S transition of mitotic cell cycle. The transcript has 11 exons. Gene Ontology annotation, cellular component: cytoplasm.